Medicago truncatula (barrel medic) is the source of this 594-nucleotide messenger RNA. RefSeq lists its product as uncharacterized. The transcript has a single exon. Bases 1 to 594 code for a protein of 197 amino acids. The record is from RefSeq and is a predicted model, not a curated record. NCBI's taxonomy places the organism in Eukaryota, Viridiplantae, Streptophyta, Magnoliopsida, Fabales, Fabaceae.
AUGGCGUGGGAGGAGGAUAGCGUGAGGGAGUGUUCUGCUUUGUUGAAUAACGUUAUUUUGCAGAAAAAUAUUCAAGACUACUGGAGGUGGUUACUAGAUCCUAUUCAAGGUUACUCGGUUCGCGAGACAUAUCGAUUCCUAACUUUUGCUGCUGAACCGACGAUUGCUAGUGACUGUAACGAUGUAUGGAAUAAGCUAGUUCCUGCUAAAGUUUCCAUAUUUGCUUGGCGUCUUUUUCAAGAUAGAAUUUCCACAAGAGCUAAUUUGGUGAGACAACAUGUUCUUCAACCGACUGAUAAUUUAUGUGUUGGAGGGUGCGGUAGCAUUGAGACAGCAAAUCAUCUUUUCCUUGGAUGCAAUUUAUUUGGGACUGUUUGGUACUUAGUAUGUCAGUGGCUUGGAAUCUCAUUUGUCUUUCCAGGGCAUAUUAGAGAUCAUUACUUUCAAUUUACUCAUUUGGCAGGCUUAUCACGAACUUCUUAUUCCUACUUAAAGGUUAUUUGGCUUGCUUCUGUUUGGGCAAUCUGGAAGAUAGAAACAACAGUGGUAUUUUUGACAAGGUGUAGCGAAUUUCCUUUUCAUGGAUAUCUUUGA